Molecule: messenger RNA, 4449 nt
Organism: Symphalangus syndactylus (siamang)
Lineage: Eukaryota; Metazoa; Chordata; Mammalia; Primates; Hylobatidae
Gene: LTA
Product: lymphotoxin alpha
Biological process (GO): immune response; positive regulation of extrinsic apoptotic signaling pathway; positive regulation of canonical NF-kappaB signal transduction
Cellular component (GO): membrane
Molecular function (GO): tumor necrosis factor receptor binding
Source: RefSeq, a predicted model, not a curated record
AGCUUCCCUAGUAGCUAGGACUACAGGCACAUGCCACCACGCUUGGCUUAUUUUUUGUAUUUUUAGCAGUGAUGGGGUUUCACCGUAUUAGCCAGGAUUGUCUCUAUCUCCUGACCUUGUGAUCCACUCGCCUCAGCUUCCCAAAGUGCUGGGAUGACAGGCGUGUGCCACUGCUCCCGGCCUUGUAAUACCGUUUUAUAUUUUAAUAUAGCUCAGCUGGGGUUUCAGUCCAUCAGCUCAUACCAUUAGAGAGGCAGAAAGAGACAACAGGAAGCAAAAAGGACCCUGAGAGGGCAACGCAGAGAAAAAGAAAGGAGCAGGGGCUAAAAGGGAAACCAACACUGACACAAGAGAUAAUAAGGUUAAAAGAAUGAGAAGAAGGUUGGGCGCAGUGGCUCACGCCCAUAAUCCCAGCACUUUGGGAGGCCAAGACAGGUGGAUCACCUGUGGUCAGGAGUUCAAGACCAACCUGGCCAACAUGGUGAGACCCCCUCUCUACUAAAAAUACAAAAAAAAAAUUAGGUGGGCUUGGUGGCAUGUGCCUGUAAUCCCAGCUACUCAGGAGGCUGAGACAGGAGAAUCGCUUGAACCCAGGAGGCAAAGGUUGCAGUGAGCCAAGAUUGUGCCACUGCACUCCAGCCUGGGCGACAGAGUGAGAACCUGUCUCAAAAAAAAAAAAAAAAAAAAGGAAAAGAAAAGAAAUUUUCUGACCUACCUCAUCUGAUAGUAGGUUAUAAGACCCUCAUUCCAGAAGAGGUUCUGCCCUAUACCUGGGAGAAAGGAAUGCUGUAGAGAGACCAAGAAGAAUAUGGCCAGGCCUUGCUGGGAUCCCCCCAGUCCCAGUCUAUGACCAUUAGAUUAUACUCCUUUUGUUCAAUUACAUUUCUGCACAGCUGUUCAUUCUUCAUCAAAUCUAAGCAUAAAAAUAGUUUUCCCCUGGGUCCUUGGGUCUUCAUUUCUGAAGGCUCCCAUGUCACCUAAAACUUUGAUUAAAUAAAUGUAUUAUGCUUUUCUCUUGUUAAUCUGUCUUUUGUUAUAGGAGUAUUGGCCAUAACCCUUAUGACGGGUCAGGAAGGGAUCACCCCUUUCUGCCUCUACAGAAAUAAUAGCUAAGACUAGUAAAGCAUAAAAGGCAAAGGUGCAGGGCCUCAGGUAGAGAAGGAGAACAGGAGAAAUAGCUCAUACACACCCAGAAGGUUACUUACAUGUCCCUCCAUGUUACACCAAGACCCCUCAGGGACCUUGUGCCUGGGGAGAGAAAUGGUCUGCCCCAUGGAACAGUGGGCUUUACCCCGGGUCACCACCAGCCCCAGCUCCAACCCCUCUAACACUCUCCAAGUAAAAUCACAUCAGUAGCAGUAAUAAUAUUUAAGGUGACAAGUUGGUAUUAUCUCAAACUUAGGAAAAGUGAAUAAAGUCAUCUUUAGAAACUUUGCUUUUUUUAAAAUCUUGUAACUUGCAAGCUAAGUGAAAAUGGGUUAAUGUAUGAGAAUGUUCAUAUCAACAUUUUUCGUGUUAGACAAAAACUAGAAACAAACGAAAUGCCCAUCAACAGAAUAUAUUAGAGUAUAUUGAUACAAUAGAAUAUUACAUCACAAUUUUUUUAAAAAACAUUACUGAUACAUACAACCACGUGGAUGAAUCUCAUAAACAUAAUGCUGACUGAAAGAAGCCAAACAGAAAUGAGUGCAUUCUGCGUGAUUUCAUUUAUAUGAUGCCCCAAAGCAGGAGGAAAUAGUCUAUGGUGAUAAAAGUGAGAGAGUGGUUGGUUAUCUUUGAAGGAUAUCAGCAGAGAGGGGGCAUGAGGGAAACUGCUGGGGACCUGAAAAUAUGUGGAGCUGGGUGGUGGCUACAUACAGAUGGAAAAAUUCAUCAGCUGUACACUCAAGAGGUGUCCACCUCAUACCUAAGUUACAUAUCAAUAAAAAGGAAAAAAACCUGCCAGGCGCGGUGGCUCAAGCCUGUAAUCCCAGCACUUUGGGAGGCCGAGGCGGGCGGAUCACGAGGUCAGGAGAUUGAGACCAUCCUGUUUAACAUGCUGGUCUCAAACUCCUGACUUCAAGUAAUCCGCCCGCCUCAGAGCCCCAAGGUGCUGGGAUUACAGGCGUGAGCCACUGCACCGGGCCUGGAACAAUUUUAAAAUAAUGUAUUGGCUCUGCAAAUGCAGCUUCAGGACAAGUCCCUUAGCUGUCCCCACCCCACCCUAAGUCACCACCCUUAAGCCUCACCCGUGUGGAAUUCUGAAACUUCCUUUGUAGAGAACUUUGGAAGGUGUCUGCCACAUUGAUCCUGGAAUGUGUGUUUAUUUGGGGUUAUAUAAAUCUAUUCUGUGGAAGCCACCUGAGGUCAGGAAGAGAUGGAGGGCAUCCUUCAGGAGUGAGAUGAGACCUCAUCAUACUUGAGUGUCCAGCAUCAUCUCUGAGUAAGGGGACCAAAAAAUUUAUCUUCCAAACUAGGACACUUUCAAGAGUGGAAGGGGGAUCCAUUAAUAUUUUCACCUGGACAAGAGGCAAACACCAGAAUGUCCCCGAUGAAGGGGAUAUAUAAUGGACCUUCUUGAUGUGAAACCUGCCAGAUGGGCUGGAAAGUCCAUAUACUGGGACAAGUAUGAUUUGAGUUGUUUGGGACAAGGACAGGGGUACAAGAGAAGGAAAUGGGCAAAGAAAGAACCCUCAGCCAAGGGUGCAGAGAUGUUAUAUAUGAUUGCUCUUCAGGGAACCGGGCCUCCAGCCCACACCCCAGCUGCUCAACCUCCUCCUCUCCGAAUUGACUGUCCCUUCUUUGGAACUCUGGGCCUGACCCCACUCCCUGGCCCUCCCAGCCCACGAUUCCCCUGACCCGACUCCCUUUCCCAGAACUCAGUCGCCUGAAACCCCAGCCUGUGGUUCUCUCCUAGGCCUCAGCCUUUCCUGCCUUUGACUGAAACAGCAGCAUCUUCUAAGCCCUGGGGGCUUCCCCGGGCCCCAGCCCCGACCUAGAACCCGCCCGCCGCCUGCCACGCUGCCACUGCCGCUUCCUCUAUAAAGGGACCUGAGCGUCCGGGCCCAGGGGCUCCGCACAGCAGGUGAGGCUCUCCUGCCCCAUCUCCUUGGGCUGCCUGUGCUUCGUGCUUUGGACUACCGCCCCACAGUGUCCUGCCCUCUGCCUGGGCCUCGGUCCCUCCUGCACCUGCUGCCUGGAUCCCCGGCCUGCCUGGGCCUGGGCCUUGGUUCUCCCCAUGACACCACCUGAACGUCUCUUCCUCCCAAGGGUGCGUGGCACCACCCUACACCUCCUCCUUCUGGGGCUGCUGCUGGUUCUGCUGCCUGGGGCCCAGGGGCUCCCUGGUGUUGGCCUCACACCUUCAGCUGCCCAGACUGCCCGUCAGCACCCCAAGAUGCAUCUUGCCCACAGCACCCUCAAACCUGCUGCUCACCUCAUUGGAGACCCCAGCAAGCAGAACUCACUGCUCUGGAGAGCGAACACGGACCGUGCCUUCCUCCAGGAUGGUUUCUCCUUGAGCAACAAUUCUCUCCUGGUCCCCACCAGUGGCAUCUACUUCGUCUACUCCCAGGUGGUCUUCUCUGGGAAAGCCUACUCUCCCAAGGCCACCUCCUCCCCACUCUACCUGGCCCAUGAGGUCCAGCUCUUCUCCUCCCAGUACCCCUUCCACGUGCCUCUCCUCAGCUCCCAGAAGAUGGUGUAUCCAGGGCUGCAGGAACCCUGGCUGCACUCGAUGUACCAUGGGGCUGCGUUCCAGCUCACCCAGGGAGACCAGCUCUCCACCCACACAGAUGGCAUCCCCCACCUGGUCCUCAGCCCUAGUACUGUCUUCUUUGGAGCCUUCGCUCUGUAGAACUUGGAAAAAUCCAGAAAGAAAAAAUAAUUGAUUUCAAGACCUUCUCCCCAUUCUGCCUCCAUUCUGACCAUUUCAGGGGUCACCAACACCUCUCCUUUGGCCAUUCCAACAGCUCAAGUCUUCCCUGAUCAAGUUGCCGGAGCUUUCAAAGAAGGAAUUCUAGGCAUCCCAGGGGACCACGCCUCCCUGAACCAACCCUGAUGUCUGUCUGGCUGAGGAUUUCAAGCCAGCCGAAAGCUGUUGGUGUGUCCCACCAGCUAGGUGGGGCCUAGAUCCACACACGGAGGAAGAGCAGGCACAUGGAGGAGCUUGGGGGAUGACUAGAGGCAGGGAGGGGACUAUUUAUGAAGGCAAAAAAAUUAAAUUAUUUAUUUAUGGAGGAUGGAGAGAGGGGAAUAAUAGAAGAACAUCCAAGGAGAAACAGAGACAGGCCAAGAGUGAAGAGUGAGAGGGCAUGGGCACAAGGCUGACCAAGAGAGAAAGAAGUAGGCAUGAGGGAUCACAGGGCCCCAGAAGGCAGAGAAAGGCUCUGAAAGCCAGCUGCCAACCAGAGCCCCAUACGGAGGCAUCUGCACACUCGAUGAAGCCCAAUAAACUUCUUUUCUCUGAAA